AAAGCCAUACUCUUUGGCCCACAUGUGAAUUAAGUUUGUUUAUUUUUUGAAUUCAAUUAAAAGAGCACUUAAGUAAAAUGUUAAGGGUGACGCAGACCAAAAACAGCCUGCUCGAUGGCGCCUCCAUUGAGGAGGAGCUGUACACAACGCCGCAGGACGGCAAGGAUUUCUUUGAGAAUCUAGACAAACCGGCGAAGGAACCCACCAAAUUGGAGCCCAGAAACACCUUCAUUCGGGCCGGCGUUCUGACCACUGUGAGGGGUUCCGCGUACAUGGAGUACGGAAACACCAAGGUCCUGGCCAUUGUGGCCCCGCCAAAGGAGCUAAUCCGCGCCAGCGCCAGGCGGAUGAACAUGGGCGUGCUCAAUUGCUAUGUGAACUUUGCGGCCUUCGCCACCGGGGAUCUGGAAUCGGUGCCGGAACGGGAGCGCCACCUGGGCAGCAUGCUGACCAAGGCCAUGGAGCCUGUUGUCUGCCGGACUGAGUUCCUCAAUUUCCAGCUGGACAUCCGGGUGCUCAUUCUGGACGAUGAUGGUUGCCUGCUCAGCACGGCCAUCAACUGCUGCGGCGUGGCCCUGGUGGAGUGCGGCAUAUCCACAUACGACUUAAUCACAGCCUCCACGGCCUGUAUCUACCGGGAUCACGUCUUUCUCAACCCCAGCGCGAAGGUGGAGGAGCUGCUGCUGAAGCAUCGCGGCAACACCAACAUAACCAGCCCCUCGUCCGUUCAGGAGCAUGGUCUGAUCACCACUGCCAGCAUGGACACCUUCGAACAGAUCGCCCAGUGCCAGCAGUGUGGAUAUCUGACUCCAGACACCUACGUAAAGCUACUGGACUACACGUUGGCCAUCAACAAGGCACUGCGACAACUGGUCAGAGGUGUCCUGACCAAGCGGGUCAAGGAGCAGCACGAACUGGAUCUGCGCGAUAAGGCCGAGAGUGCUCUGGAAGAUCAGCGUCUGGGGGAAAUCAUCGACAAGCUAAAGACGCCAGGAUUGGACGAGUUUAUACAGACCAACAUCAAGGAAGAUCCCUACGUUAAGAGGCAGUAAUGAAUUAUAAAUAAAACAUGUUUAACCAAA
Molecule: messenger RNA, 1082 nt
Organism: Drosophila subpulchrella
Lineage: Eukaryota; Metazoa; Arthropoda; Insecta; Diptera; Drosophilidae
Gene: Mtr3
Product: exosome complex component MTR3
Exons: 2
Coding region: 78-1052 (324 amino acids)
Biological process (GO): poly(A)-dependent snoRNA 3'-end processing; rRNA catabolic process; nuclear mRNA surveillance
Cellular component (GO): nucleolus; nuclear exosome (RNase complex); cytoplasmic exosome (RNase complex)
Source: RefSeq, a predicted model, not a curated record